AUGGCCGAUGUCAAACCGCCCAAGCCGGCACCGAAACCAGGACGUGUCGCCGUUUAUCGUGCACUUUACGACUAUACUGCAACUAGUGAUAAAGAGAUGUCAUUCAAUGAAGGCGAUCUGCUGUAUGUAACAGAUAAUGUGGCUGAAACAGACUGGUUAACGGCUCGAUGUGGUGGACAAACCGGAUUGAUACCACGAAAUCACGUGAUGAGUGCCGAAUACAUAGACUAUCCGUUACACGACGCAGCUAAACGAGGGAACGAACAAUUCGUGAAUGAAUGCCUCGAGAAUGCGGUUUCAGCCAACAGCCUUGAUAAAUCUGGCUCGACCGCUUUGUAUUGGGCUAGUCAUGCGGGUCAUACGAAUAUAGUGAAAAUGCUUGUUGCAAUCCCAAAUAUGUGCAUCUCAGCACAGAACAAACUGGGGGAUACAGCACUGCAUGCUGCUGCCUGGAAAGGGCAUGCACAAUGUGUGCAAGUACUUCUGGAGAAUGGCGCAAGCACAAGCGUGCAUAACAAUGAACGGAAACGACCGAUCGAUGUGGCUAUGGAUGCUGAAUGCCGGCAUUUAAUUUAUGAGGCAAUGCGUUCAAGUGGCCAACAUCCACAACCGCAAUAUGAUGAUGAUUACCUCUCUGCAUCCGAUGCGGAAGAGGAGUCGUGA
Anisakis simplex (herring worm) is the source of this 663-nucleotide messenger RNA. The record is from the annotation of a GenBank genome assembly. Lineage: Eukaryota; Metazoa; Nematoda; Chromadorea; Rhabditida; Anisakidae.